This is a messenger RNA of Aphanomyces astaci, 690 nucleotides long. RefSeq lists its product as hypothetical. Gene Ontology annotation, biological process: regulation of lipid metabolic process. Lineage: Eukaryota; Oomycota; Saprolegniomycetes; Saprolegniales; Verrucalvaceae. Gene Ontology annotation, cellular component: mitochondrion. Bases 20 to 574 code for a protein of 184 amino acids. The record is from RefSeq and is a predicted model, not a curated record. The transcript is spliced from 2 exons.
CCGCCACAUCACCGUUAAAAUGGUGGCCAUUCCGCUGUUCAAGGUCGGCGGGUUGCUGCUUCGGACGUUGACCAAGCCGGUGGCGAAGGCCCUCAAGUCGCACGCUAAGACACAUCCAUGGCUCAGCACCGUGUGUAAUUCGGUGGGCCAGCACCAGAAUCGAGCGAUGCUCAAGAUUCAAAUGAGCGUGCAAGGUCAAAUCAACACCCGGUCUGUUCAAAUCAAAGAGCUGCCUAUUGAUCAAGCUGUGGAGAAGGGCGCCGAGUUCCUCGGUGAAGUGCUCAUCUUCUCCGUGGCCGUGGCCGUGGCUGCGUACGAGUACGACCGCAGCAGCAAGAGCAGCAAGGAGAAGGAACGCAAGGCCAACGAGCGCGAGUACCAGAAGCAGCUCGACGUCGACAUGCGGUUCCGACGACUCGAGCAUCAAAUGCGAGCCAUGGACGACCAACUUACGCUCCUCAAGACGCAGCUGGACUCGGCCACCGCCGCCAUCGUGCGGUUCGAAGACGAGCGCGAUCUGUCAAUAGCCCAACGGCAGCAGUCGCGGUGGCCCCGCUUAUCGUGGUCUUCGUAAGCUAUCCUCCUCCCAACCCACCUCGAUCCAUAUAAACUGCCAAUUGUGGCCGUGCUUGAUGGACUUUACAGCCCCAUCGCUGCCUUGACUUCGACCAUCGUGUCGGCAGCGAUGGC